AGCCGAUCCGAUCCCACGUGUGACGCUGUCGUUCCCGGCUCAGUAAUAUUCUCAUAGCGGGGCUUUGCAUAUCUCCUGGCCUGCCUCCGCGUCUGUCCCUGUAAGUGUCGUCCCAGCCGAUCCUAGUCCGGAAUCGCUAUGGAAGCAGACGGGAGUCCAGCCGCAUCCGGAAGCCUAAACGACUCACAACAUGACCCGGGCAAAAUGUUUAUCGGCGGCCUCAGCUGGCAAACCUCACCAGACAGCCUUAGAGACUAUUUUAGUAAAUUCGGAGAGAUCCGAGAAUGUAUGGUGAUGCGAGACCCCACGACGAAACGCUCAAGAGGGUUUGGGUUUGUUACAUUCACAGAUGCUGCCAGCGUAGAAAAGGUCUUAGCUCAGCAACACCACGAAUUAGACUCAAAGACGAUUGAUCCUAAGGUUGCCUUUCCACGUCGCGCCCAGCCUAAGAUGGUCACAAGAACGAAGAAAAUAUUUGUGGGUGGCCUUUCAGCCAACACAGUAGUGGAAGAUGUGAAGCAGUAUUUUGAACAGUUUGGGAAGGUUGAUGAUGCCAUGCUUAUGUUUGAUAAGACUACGAACAGACAUAGAGGAUUCGGUUUCAUAACUUUUGAGAGUGAAGACAUCGUUGAGAAAGUCUGUGAAAUUCAUUUUCAUGAAAUCAAUAAUAAAAUGGUAGAAUGUAAGAAGGCCCAGCCCAAGGAGGUGAUGUUCCCGCCCGGAACAAGAGGGCGAGCCAGGGGUCUGCCCUACACCAUGGAUGCCUUCAUGCUCGGGAUGGGCAUGCUGAGUUACCCGAAUAUUGUGGCAACGUACGGCCGUGGAUACACUGGAUUCACACCCAGCUACAGCUACCAGUUCCCUGGCUUCCCAGCGACGGCAUACGGACCGGUGGCGGCGGCGGCGGUAGUAGCAGCGCGUGGCUCAGGUAGGGGGGCCCGUGGAAGAGGCGGCUACUUGGCGUACCCACAGAGCACAGGGCCAGGCCUCCCCGAUUAUGGGUUUUACUCCGCGCCCGGUGACCAAAGGGGGGGGCCCUGCUCCUUUGCUGACUAUGGCUCCCUGGGGCCCCAGGCGGCUCAGAUGCUGCACAGUGAGCAUGCCACCUCCGCCUGCAACUCCCCCCUCCAGCACCUACACAGCCCGGAUCAGUUUAAGAACCCAGGCGCCAACCCGUCAAGGCCCGGCGCUUUCCACAGCACCAACAGCCCAGGGCCCGUUGCCGACAUUUACGGACCCGGCAGCCAGGAUUCAGCUGUGGGCAACUUCAUCAGCGCCGCCAGCCCGCAGCCCGGUUCCGGGUUCGGCCCCAGCAUCACCGGCCCCUUGAUUGCGACAGCUUUUACAAAUGGAUACCAUUGAGCAGGUGGCCCGCUUGCCAUCUCAUCAGAGGUAUUGCAUUUUAUUUACUGUGCAUUUUAUCAGUCUUCUCUUUACUUUUGUGUCCACCGCAUCAGUCGUCGCCCUCCUCGACAUAACAGAGCAGCAGCGGGUGAAGCCUGAGUGCGACUGAGUUUCCGCAGUAGCACCGAGACGUACGCUUCAGUUCACUUUGGGACAGCUUUCAUUUUGACGGCACUUUUUCCAUUCAGUUUUUUACUCAUAGUCUUAGAUUUAGUCAUCUACAUUUUUUUUUGUUUUACUCUACUCCAUUUUAUUCAGCUAUUUCUACCGCAAACUAGGUUGAACAUAUAAAGUGUAAAGGGUAAGGUAUCUUUAAAGUCAUCUUUUUAUGAAAUUAUAAUGAAGUUUCAAUUGAUGGACAAAUUCCGGUUACGUUGCCGACUUGGGAAGAAAACUCUGCCGUAAACCCACAGAUUACUCAAACACGACUCCAAAGUCAACUCCAGGAUCAACCUAAAAACUUUUGCAGGUGAACUUAAUGUGACCUUCCCUAAACUUUUGAAUGAACAGUACUGUUUUUUUUGUUGUUGUUGUUGUUUUUUUUUAAGGAGCUGAGUGACAAAAUUCAUAAUAGGGGAGUCCACUUCUGUACUUAAUAAGAAUUGCUAUUUAAACUGUCCUCUUCAUCCUUCUGUUGGCAUUUUGGCAUCAUGAAACCACGACGACAACUAACAAUUGAUGCACAGUACCUCGCCAAUGCAAGGCUUCAAACAGGAAGUGGCCAGAGUGAGCUUAAGAGUCCCAUCAGAAGGUUGCAUCGGAGAGACUGGAGGAGCCACAGAAAGGCAUAGAAGUGGACAUCCUUGCAAAUGAAAAAAAAAAGAAAAUUCAGCUCCUUUUUAGAGAACAGCAAGUUGUGCCAAAAGUACUGGAAUUGGACGUAUGCAUUCAAAGUUUUAAAGUUUUACACUAACCUGAAUGUAAAAAGUAAAUAAAGUAGUGUAGCGGACUGAAGUGUACUCCUCGGUGGGAACGAGGCUACCAAAUCUCAACUGUCGUGUCCCAGUAAGGAUCAUAUCCUAUUGUUUGGAUCAUAUCGUACGAGUCACGUGGCUUCAUGAGUCCGACACUCAAACUGCACUCCAGCUCUGCCGAGUUGCGUUCUUCAUCCGAUUGUGAACAUUGAUAUCAGAAUCUCAGCUCCAUCUCACCUUCCAUAACAGAAAUAGACAAACGGGUGAUGUGAAAAUACUUGUAAUGCACAAUUUGCAGCACGUGCACAUAUCGCCUUGCAUGAAGGCUCGUUGGUCGUCACGUUCAUGUUCUUCUUUUGUCUGUUCCCCACGUUUGCACUCGAUUGACUGCCUCUCUCGCCGUGCUCUCCUCUCUCCGGCAGAGUUUGUCUGGCGGCCCAGGAAAGACGGGACCAAGUUUCUAAUUGGCUUUGUGUGCAGGUGGCGCUACUGAGGCACAGCGGACAGGCUCAAAAGAGCGAGCAAGUGGUAACCGUGUGAAGAAGAAGAAAAGAAACUGUUGAGUCAUCUCAGAAAAAGAACCACUGCUGUACUAUAUUCCAAACCUCCUAUAACGUCAGCGCCUGGUUUGGUUCGAUGUUUCACAUCUCUUUUCAACCUGCCUCUUUUCUUUUUAUGUGCUUUGGUCGCUCGGUCAGUUUAGUCCCACACAACAUUUGUGUCAUUUCGGGUUGUUUUUUUUUUGGUUUUGUUUGUUUGUUUUCUUUUUCUGCCCUUUAAACUGCGGGCGACAUGGCAAAAAAAAGAAAUCAGCUUUUAAUGUCUUCAUCUUUGGUAGCUUGAAGGAGAAAUGAAGCAUUCAGGCCCAACACACACACACAAAACAAGAAAGUCGCUGUGCAAGAUUCUUAGAUUUGAGAAGAAAAAAAAAAAUCAAUUUUAGGGCAAAUCGGAGACGAGG
Molecule: messenger RNA, 3279 nt
Organism: Phycodurus eques (leafy seadragon)
Lineage: Eukaryota; Metazoa; Chordata; Actinopteri; Syngnathiformes; Syngnathidae
Product: RNA-binding protein Musashi homolog 2
Exons: 14
Coding region: 139-1362 (407 amino acids)
Cellular component (GO): cytoplasm
Molecular function (GO): RNA binding
Source: RefSeq, a predicted model, not a curated record